AUGAUAAAGAUAACCCUUUUUCAGGCAGUCCUAUACUCAUGUUGUGUACUUGUUGUAUUUUGCGUUGGUGACGCAGUUGAGGCAGUACAGUAUCAAGCCCACGACGAGGAUAGAACUCCCGAUCAUGAUACCUCAACAAAACAUGGAGUAGCUGCACACGAGCCCAGGUCUUCCACCAGCAAUGCUCCCCAUCCCCACGAGGGGAGCGGAUAUGAACAGUACAGAGGCUUCAUGAACAAGUUGGCUCAGUUCAAUGUUGAUGAAUACGUCGACCUGCCUAUGAUUGCUGUUAUGGGAGAUACUAGCAGCGGUAAAUCAAGUCUUCUUUCCAUGAUAUCCAUGGUGGAGCUUCCUAGCAAUGAUAAGUUGACCACUCGGUGUCCCAUCAGACUUCAAAUGCAUACAAAAGAAUCCAAAUCAGCAACCGUCAAGAUCAUUUGGAAAGAUAUUCCUGAAGGACCCGACUUCGAGUUUAUUCCGAGGAAAGUGACAGAGGCCAAUUGGGAUGAUCUUACAGGCUACAUCUUGGAUGCUCAAAAGCACAUUGUUGCGAAACGAAACAAGGAGGCUGCUCGCGAUGUUGUGAGUGUGGAAAUGACUUGUCCGCAUUGCGAGGACCUCACUUUGAUUGAUCUUCCGGGCAUCGUCCGGUCUCAUGGAAAGGGUGAGAGUGCCGGCCUAUCGCAAGACAUCGAGGCAUUGCUGUCCGACUACUUGACGAACCCGCGAUGUGUGAUUCUGGCCGUUCUGCCAGCCAACGUCGACUUUCAUAACUCACAGAUCAUGGCAGAAGCCUUGAAGGUUGAUCCUGACACGAAACGUACUAUACCGGUACUGACAAAACCUGACUUGAUUGAUUCUGGAGCCGAAGGCGGCGUAAAAGAGCUUCUUCUCGGCGAGAAGACUGAGCACUUCGAAAUUGGUUUUCACAUGGUGAAAGGUCGAGGACAAGAAGCGCUGAACAAGAAGACGACGAUCGAAGAAGGUCUGGCGCAAGAAGCGAGCUUUUUCUACAACAAGGAGCCAUGGCGUGGGAUUGAAGACAAGACCUUGUUUGGUACAACCGCUCUACGCGUGAAGCUCGGGAAACUUCAAAUGAAACUUAUCCGCCUUUCGUUUCAUAAUAUUGUAUCAGAAAUGAAAGAGAAGCGUGAUUCGGCGGUCUCCUCUCGGCAAGAACUUGGUGUGAUUCCUUCCAAUUUGACCGAGAAGAGAGCAUUGUUUAGGAAGGUCACGGAUGACUUCUGCAGGUCAAUUGGACCAUUGGUAUUUGGUGGUCAGCUCAUUGGGGGGGGGGGGAAGCAUUUUGGAAGUAAAACCCUCUGCCGAGUUUCAUUCGGCAUCGAAUCGGUUUCAGGAGACUCUUAG
Molecule: messenger RNA, 1368 nt
Organism: Cylindrotheca closterium
Lineage: Eukaryota; Bacillariophyta; Bacillariophyceae; Bacillariales; Bacillariaceae
Source: the annotation of a GenBank genome assembly